AUUUAUCAUCUCUCUCUCUCUUAAUACCAAAGCAAAACUACGGCCACAGGAACAGCUUCUUUCUUUUUGACGUCCUCUCUCUUUUGUCUUAUUGCGGUGGAGCUCGGGGACCUCCCUUCGUCUCCGUUUCGUGAAUCGUGCUCAUCAAGGAACGACUUUCCCACGAUAUUUGGAUUCAUUGACUCGCCCAGUCUAUAAAUCUCUCUCUCGAUGACAAUUCUAUACCCCUAAUCUGACCCACCUCCUGAAAUCAUCGAAAACAGAGAACACCAAUCAUGGACUUCCUCGGCUCUACCACCCACAACGGUAUGUCGACGAUGUUGUUCUCGUUUUCGGAAUCUGUAAUGUAUUCAAAGCUUGGGUCUUUUCUUCUUAAACCCCUUUUCCUACGUGGGGUUUCUGGUUUCUUGCACCUCCUUUUGUUGCUGAUUAUGUUCUGUUCAUGGGUUUGUAAGAAAGUGGGGGGUUCGGGUAUUAUGGGUUUGAAGGAUGAACGGUUUAAGGAAAUGAGCGGUUUAGCAAAUACACCGGCUCUUUUCUGCAGUUUAGGCCUGUCUCUCAUCAAUCUUGUGAUGAUGUCGCUGAGUUGUUUCUAUUGGUAUCAGAGCUCUUGGUCUGAUGAUUACCAGCUAGUUUCUUCCGUAGGAUUUCUAUUGGCAGCUAUUGCUUGGGCCUCUGUUUCGAUUUACUCGCAUCGCUGCAGGGCUGAUGAGCAAAAGUUGCCGUUUCUGCUAGGACUUUGGCUGGUUUUCUAUUUCGCUGUUUCUUGUUUCUGUCUUGUUGUAGACAUUGUUUUGUACAAGAGACGCGAACUAGUACCAGUUCUCCUGUUAGUGUAUGACGUAGUUACGGUUAGCAUCGGCAUGUUUCUCUGUUAUGUUGCUUUCCUAAGGAAAUUGGGAGGCAAAAGCAGUGAACCUCUGGAAGAACCCCUCCUAAACGGUGUCGAUGGCACAGCAGAGCCUGAUACAGCCAAUGAGAGUAAGGAGGGAACUCCUUACUCAAGUGCUGGGAUCCUCAGUCUUUUGACAUUCUCAUGGAUGACUCCACUGAUAGACUCUGGAAAUAAGAAGACCAUUGACCUUGAGGAUGUUCCUCAACUUGAUAGUGGUGAUAGUGUAGUUGGGUUGGCCCCAGUUUUUAGGAGCAAGCUUCAAUCAGAUACUGGUGAGAGCAGUGGGGUGACCACACUUAAGCUUGUAAACGCACUGUUCUUCUCGGCAAAGUGGGAAAUUCUCUUGACGGCUUUCUUUGCUUUCGUCUACACGGUUGCCUCAUACGUAGGGCCCGCUCUCAUUGACACUUUUGUUCAGUACCUAAAUGGACGAAGGCUGUUCAAAAAUGAAGGAUAUGUGUUGGUCACUUCUUUCUUUGUUGCUAAGCUUGUGGAGUGCCUCUCACAAAGGCAUUGGUUCUUCAGAUUGCAGAAGGUGGGGAUUAGGAUGAGAUCUGCAUUGGUCGCGAUGAUCUACGAAAAGGGUUUAACCCUUUCGUGCCAGUCAAAGCAGGGACACACCAGCGGGGAGAUUAUAAAUUUUAUGACAGUGGAUGCUGAGAGGAUUGGUGAUUUUAGUUGGUACAUGCAUGACCCUUGGAUGGUUGUUUUGCAAGUCUGUUUAGCUCUUUGGAUCUUGUAUAGAAAUCUUGGGCUAGCAUCAAUAGCUGCUUUAGUUGCUACUGUUCUAGUUAUGCUGGUGAAUUUUCCGUUCGGGAGAAUGCAAGAGAAGUUUCAGGACAAGCUAAUGACAUCCAAGGACAAAAGGAUGAAAUCAACGUCCGAGAUCUUAAGGAACAUGAGGAUUCUCAAACUUCAGGGGUGGGAGAUGAAGUUUCUGUCCAAGAUCGGAGACCUCAGGAAAGAUGAGGAAGGAUGGCUGAAAAGGUUUGUCUAUAACUCGGCAGUUAUAAGCUUUUUUUUCUGGGGGGCUCCUACUCUGGUGUCCGUCUGCACAUUUGGUGCUUGUAUGUUUCUGGGAAUUCCCCUGGAAUCUGGGAAAAUACUGUCUGCUCUGGCAACCUUCAGGAUUUUGCAAGAGCCAAUCUACAAUCUUCCUGACACAAUAUCCAUGAUUGUUCAGACAAAAGUCUCCCUUGAUAGAAUCGCAUCUUUCCUUCGUCUAGACGAUUUACAGUCAGAUGUGGUGGAGAGACUUCCUAGGGAGAGUUCAGACAUGGCAGUAGAAGUAACCAAUGGUACUUUCUCUUGGGAUGUGUCAUCUUCUCACCCAACUUUGAAAGACAUUAGUUUCAAAGCCUUUCAUGGGAUGAGAGUUGCAGUUUGUGGUACUGUUGGCUCGGGGAAAUCGAGCUUACUUUCAUCCAUACUCGGAGAAGUACCUAAGAUAUCUGGAAGUCUUAAGGUCUGUGGAACGAAGGCCUAUGUUGCACAAUCGCCUUGGAUUCAGAGCGGUAAAAUUGAAGAUAACAUUCUGUUUGGUAAGCCAAUGGAGAGAACACGAUAUGAAAGGGUACUUGAAGCAUGUUCUUUGAAUAAAGAUCUGGAGAUACUUUCGUUUGGCGAUCAGACUGUUAUUGGGGAAAGAGGUAUCAAUUUGAGCGGUGGGCAGAAGCAAAGGAUACAGAUCGCACGUGCUCUCUACCAAGACACAGAUAUCUAUCUGUUCGAUGAUCCUUUCAGUGCUGUUGAUGCUCAUACAGGGUCACAUCUCUUUAAGGAGGUCUUACUUGGGCUACUGAGCUCGAAAACAGUUAUCUAUGUAACCCAUCAAGUUGAGUUCUUACCUGCAGCUGAUCUCAUUCUGGUCAUGAAAGAUGGGAAGAUCACCCAAGCUGGAAAGUACAGUGAUAUUCUAAAUUCUGGAACAGAUUUCAUGGAGCUUGUAGGCGCCCAUCAGGAGGCUUUGUCAGUAGUUGAUUCUGUUGAUGCCAGGUCUAAUUCCAUUGAUACAACCUUUGGUGAGGGAAAAGGUGUAGUGAGUGAUGAUAUUGGGCAUGAGCCGAAAGAAGAAAAGGAGGACGGGGAGAAGAAUAAAGCAGACUCUGGUGAGCCGAAAGGACAACUGGUCGAGGAGGAAGAGAGGGAGAAAGGAAGUGUUGCUUUGACGGUGUACUGGAAAUAUAUAACGAUGGCUUAUGGAGGAGCCCUUGUGCCCUUUAUAUUGUUAGCACAGAUACUCUUUCAGGUUCUACAGAUUGGAAGCAACUACUGGAUGGCCUGGGCCACUCCUGUUUCUGAGGAAGAAGAACCUCCAGUGAACGGCUCGACGUUAAUGAUUGUGUAUGUGGCUUUGGCCCUUGGAAGUUCUCUCUGCAUUCUUGCAAGAGCCACACUUCUCGUUACGGCCGGUUACAAGGCUGCCACUGAACUCUUCCAUAGGAUGCACCACUGCAUCUUCCGUGCCCCGAUGUCUUUCUUUGAUUCCACUCCAAGUGGACGGAUCCUGAAUAGGGCUUCUACUGACCAAUCUGCUGUGGAUUUGAACAUACCAUAUCAAUUUGCGUCAGUUGCUAUCACCGUUAUCCAGCUUCUUGGAAUCGUAGGUGUUAUGUCUCAGGUUUCCUGGCAGGUUUUUGUUGUCUUUAUCCCUGUAGUUGCCGCCUCUAUUUGGUACCAGCGAUAUUACAUAGCGGCUGCACGGGAACUUGCUCGGUUAAUCGGAGUAUGCAAAGCCCCUCUGAUACAGCAUUUUGCUGAAACAAUUUCGGGGUCAACAACCAUCAGGAGCUUCGACCAAGAAUCGAGAUUUCGUUCUGAUAACAUGAGGCUAAGUGAUGGUUAUUCCAGGCCCAAAUUCUAUUCCGCUGGAGCGAUGGAAUGGCUUUGCUUCCGCCUGGAUAUGUUAUCUUCUCUCACAUUUGCCUUUUCUCUGAUUUUCUUGAUCUCCAUACCCACUGGAGUCAUUGAUCCGAGCAUUGCGGGUUUAGCUGUGACUUAUGGACUCAAUCUUAAUAUGAUGCAAGCUUGGCUGAUAUGGACUCUCUGUAAUCUCGAGAACAAAAUCAUAUCGGUGGAGAGAAUACUUCAGUAUACUAGCAUUCCCAGUGAACCGCCUCUUGUAAUAGAAUCAAACCGACCUAAGCAAUCAUGGCCUUCACACGGAGAAGUGGAGAUCCGUGAUCUUCAGGUUCGAUAUGCUCCCCAUAUGCCUCUCGUGCUGAGAGGAAUAACAUGCACCUUCUCAGGAGGGCUAAAGACAGGAAUUGUAGGAAGGACAGGAAGUGGCAAAUCGACUUUGAUACAGACCCUUUUCCGGAUUGUGGAACCAUCAGCUGGGGAAAUCAGGAUUGAUGGAGUAGAUAUCCUAACCAUUGGACUGCAUGAUUUGCGUUCAAGACUAAGCAUUAUACCUCAAGAUCCAACCAUGUUUGAAGGCACAGUGAGAAGUAACUUGGAUCCUCUUGAAGAGUACACGGAUGAUCAAAUCUGGGAGGCCCUUGACAAGUGCCAACUUGGAGAUGAAGUGAGAAGAAAAGAAGGAAAACUCGAUUCAAUCGUUAACGAGAAUGGAGAGAACUGGAGCAUGGGGCAGAGGCAACUGGUGUGUCUUGGCAGAGUCUUACUGAAGAGAAGCAAAAUAUUGGUGCUUGAUGAAGCCACUGCUUCGGUUGACACUGCAACUGACAACCUGAUUCAGCAUACGUUAAGACAACACUUCUCAGAUUGCACUGUCAUAACCAUUGCUCACAGAAUAUCCUCUGUCAUAAACAACGACAUGGUUCUGCUUCUGAGCAAUGGACUCAUCGAUGAAUAUGAUUCGCCAGGGAGAUUGCUUGAGGACAAGUCAUCAUCUUUUGCUAAGCUCGUUGCUGAGUACACUGCUAGAUCAAAUUCUAGUUUUGAUUAAAACAAAGGACUCUGUCUCUCCUCUCGAGGGUUAAAACAUCAGUUUGCUUGAUGACGACGAAAACACAGGACUUCUGAGUCUUGUCUUGGUUCUUCUGGACCACUUAUCACCAUUUUGUUUUGAGUUUUGUUCUUAGUUUUACUGAUUAUAGCUUGUAAUAUUACAGCCAAAGCCAAUGGCUCCUAUUCAAAUUAAUGCAAUAACAAAGAAUGCUUGUUUGGUAUCAA
Tarenaya hassleriana is the source of this 5032-nucleotide messenger RNA. Its product is annotated as ABC transporter C family member 3. The record is from RefSeq and is a predicted model, not a curated record. Gene Ontology annotation, molecular function: ATP hydrolysis activity; ABC-type transporter activity; ATP binding. NCBI's taxonomy places the organism in Eukaryota, Viridiplantae, Streptophyta, Magnoliopsida, Brassicales, Cleomaceae. Gene Ontology annotation, cellular component: vacuolar membrane; plant-type vacuole. Bases 276 to 4805 code for a protein of 1509 amino acids. Gene Ontology annotation, biological process: transmembrane transport. The transcript is spliced from 10 exons.